Globicephala melas (long-finned pilot whale) is the source of this 6970-nucleotide messenger RNA. RefSeq names its product synaptosome associated protein 23 (gene SNAP23). The record is from RefSeq and is a predicted model, not a curated record. Gene Ontology annotation, biological process: synaptic vesicle priming; synaptic vesicle fusion to presynaptic active zone membrane; exocytosis. Gene Ontology annotation, cellular component: plasma membrane; SNARE complex. Gene Ontology annotation, molecular function: SNAP receptor activity; syntaxin binding. NCBI's taxonomy places the organism in Eukaryota, Metazoa, Chordata, Mammalia, Artiodactyla, Delphinidae.
ACCAAGGCUGGGAAUUACUGCUCUAAAAUGUGCUUGAAGCAUGGAGUUAGACUUGCAACUUGGAAAAGGCAGAAGGCAAGGUGUUGCAGCAAAGAAAUUGGGACUUGAGAGGAUGGUCAUGUCCCAGCUCUCAGAAUAUCCACAUUUCAGUUUCUCCACCUAUCAAGUUUUAAUUCAUCAUGGAUAAUCUGUCAGCAGAAGAAAUUCAGCUGAGGGCUAACCAGGUUACUGAUGAGUCUCUGGAAAGUACAAGGAGAAUCCUGGGUUUAGCCAUUGAGUCUCAGGAUGCAGGAAUCAAGACUAUCACUACGCUGGAUGAACAAGGGGAACAACUAAAACGCGUAGAAGAAGGCAUGGACCAAAUAAACAAAGACAUGAGAGAAGCAGAGAAGACUUUAACAGAACUAAACAAGUGCUGUGGCCUUUGUGUAUGCCCCUGUAAUAGGACAAAGAACUUUGAGUCUAGUAAAGUCUAUAAGGCAACAUGGAGAGAUGGUGGAGACAACUCUCCUAGCAAUGUAGUAUCUAAGCAGCCAGGCCGAGUGACAAAUGGUCAGCCUCAGCAAGCAACCACAGGAGCAGCCAGCGGCGGAUACAUUAAACGUAUAACAAAUGAUGCCAGGGAAGAUGAAAUGGAAGAGAACCUGACUCAAGUGGGCAGUAUCCUAGGAAAUCUAAAAAACAUGGCCCUGGACAUAGGCAAUGAGAUUGAUGCUCAAAAUCGACAAAUAGAACGGAUCACAGAAAAGGCUGACACCAACAAAGAUCGUAUUGACAAUGCCAAUGCCAGAGCAAAGAAACUCAUUGACAGCUAAAGCUACUGCUGUACUUCUUUAUCAUUUAUUCACUUCCCUAGCUCCUCCUUCAGUCAUUACCUUUCCAGAGUUUGAAAUUUUGGUUCCACACUCUUCUAAUCGGGAGAUGAUGUGGAAGAAGAUCUAGGCGUAACAGCCCCCCUAUUCUUUUAUUUUCUCUUUUUCCCUUGAGGGUAGACUGUGGCUUAGUUUUCCUUCUAGUACUUUCUUUCUCAGUCCAUACUCCUAGGUUGGUUUUCAUACAUCAUAUAUAAUGUUAUUUUUCAUUCUCUCCAUUUACUUAGCAAGUUCUUCUGCUUUGAAACUUUGGAAGCAUUGCCAAAGACAGCCAUGUCAAAGGCUGGGGGCAGUAGGGGCAGGCACAAGGAGGAGAGGCAAGAGAUAAGAGGUUGUUACCUCAGUAAAACCUGCAGACCCUAAAGCCAAAAGUUGCAUAACCACAGUGAAGAUCUAGUUGGUUUUAAUUUCUGUUUAAGUUGCAGUUUUUGCCAGUUUAGGCCAAUGCUUGAUUUUGGAGCCUGUAUACACAAUAUUUUUGUUAUACAUCACAACUUUGCAACCUCUGCUUCAAAUAACAGAAUGAGUUUUCUUAAAGUGAGCUUAAUUUCUGAACUCUUGGUGGUUCAUCUAUGUACAUAGAUUCUAUGAUCCCAUUUCAUAUUGCACCAUAUAGGAACACAUGGUAUAAAUGAAUGGCUUUUUAUUUUCAUAUUAUUAAUAGUAUCAUGGUCCCAUUACAGGCCUAUUAACCUCAUAAAUUUGUCAUUAGUCUUUGAAGAAGAAAUAUGUAAAUAUGUAUAUAUAUUAUGAGAAUUUCUCUCUACAGCAGGGCUUAAAAUUUUUUGGAAAAGUUUGACAAAGUAUAUCACGUGAAUUCAGAUUUACCUCAAUGCCAAGAAUUGUUUAGAUAGGAAAAAAGAAACUUGUUUUGAUCUCAGGUAGAAAAUAGUUAGAUUACUUUGAGUUUUAUGUAGCUUUAAACUUUUUUAAAAACUAGAAUUUAUUCUGUUUAAAAAUGAUUUAGAAAAUUAUGUCUUUGGUUUACUUAUUGAUGAUUGCACUAUGAUUCUCUUAGCUUUUUGGAUUCAACUUCCAGAAUCACAUUUGCUUAGAUCCUGAACAGUGUUAUAAGAAUCUGAUUGGUAUUUGUCACCUUUAAAAACUAGCUUCUGCACACUUCAAAGCUAUUAAUGUCGAUUGGUUUGACCAAUAACCACUGUUUGAUCCUUACAAUUAAAUUUUGUAACUAACUAAUGGAACUGUUUUUUCAAAUAAGUGAUGUGCUUCUGUGAGUACUUUUUGGGGGGUGGAAAGCAAUAAUUUUGUCAGCUCUUAUUUGACAAACUGAAUAGAGCAAAGAUCCAUAAAUCAAAAGGCACUCCAACAAACACCUGACUUUAUUAGCACCUUUCCCAUUUUCAUUGGAAAUAUAGGACUUUUCAUUGCUAUGAUUUGUCAUGAGGUUCAUUUUAAUCAUUACUAGUUGUUUUAUUCAUUUGAGCUUAUAAUACACUAGCGACUGAAAGUGUUUAUGAGUGAAAACUGCAACGCACUUACUGGAGGAGAUAGAGUUAACAUGGGAACUUUCAAAGGCUGAAAAGGAAAAUAUUUAUAGUGAGAUUUAAUUAGGCCCUCAGUAAUAGAAAUGCCACAUGCCAAAAAGGAGUAGUUUGGCAGGUGGUAGUAAAUGUGUGUGUAUAAUAAGAAGGUAUAAAACACUGGGGGCUGUUCUAUACUUAAAUAUCCUUCCUAAAAGCGUUAAAAAAAAAUUUUAACACUAUUAUGGCUGAAGGAAAUAGUUCUAAAGAUACCAGUAUGCUGUUCCAACAGUAUAAUUGGUUAGAAGUGUGAACUAAGGCACCAUAUUGUCUGGAUUUACACUCUAGCUCUGCCACUUGCUGGCUGAGUGACUAUAAAACCAUUUCUGUGCCUCAGUUUCCUUGUGCGUAAAGUGGGAUUAAUGAUUCCUACCUCAUAGAGUUGCUGCGAAGACUUAAUGUGGUAAUGCAUGUAAAGCACUUAGAGCAGUGCCCAGCAAACGUAAGAGCUUAUUAAAUGAUAGCUGCUAUUCUCUCUAGAGCGGAGCUCUUUUUGGGUCAAGGAUCUCUUCGUGAAUUUGAUGAAAGACAACACAGCCUAUCUCUCCAGAGAAACAGACACACAAACACACACACGUGAAUCAUGCAUAAAUGGGUCUUGAAAGCCCAUCCAUGGAUCCCAGGUUACAUAUUUUUUCAAAGCUUCUGCUACUGAGAAAAGAGGAAUGAGGACCUAGAACUUAGGCUCAUAAUACACUAGAAAUAGAAGCUGUUGACUUAAAAGUCUUCUCCUGUGACACUGUCUGGAAACUUGUUUCUAUUACUUUUGAAAGGUAGUGACUGAGGUGGUUAGCACAAGCUCUGGAGUCUGACCAACUGUGUUCAAGUUUUGGUUCAAUCAUUUACUAGUUUUGUGACCUUGAGCAUAAAACUGACCUAUAAUUAAGGAGUUAAACAUUAUUCUCCACUGAACUUAAUUUUUUUUUAACAAUAAGCUCCCUCUUCAGGUUUCUGGUCUUAUGACAGUGAUCUUUAUCCCCUAUAGUUGUGCCUGUUUUUUUCUUCUUUCACAGUUUUAAUUCAUCAUUUGUUUACCACAUUUCAACUCUAGAUCUUUUCAUGUCAUGUAUGGAUUAGGAAUCUCCCCUUAACUUAAAUUUCUACUUCCCAGACAUCCUAUACUCAAUUGCUCUUAGAAUUAGUUUCUUUAAACGCUAUUCUUUAGGUUACUCCCUUACUAAAACCCUAAGUUAUCCCAGUUACAUUCCUAAGCAUACUUAUAGUUCUCAGGUUGAUAUUCAGGUUCCUUAUUCUCUACUCAUUUGUUUUUCAUCCUAAUGUAGUGUUUGCUCCAAGCCUUCCAUUUCUGUACAACUUGCUAAAUUCUAUUUUAAUGUUUUACAGGUAAAAUAAAUAGCACCAUUUAUUGAGCGCUUACUCUGUCAUAGGCACUAUUCUAAAUGCUUUUAUGUAUCUUUUCACCAAAUCCUCAUAACAUACAUGAGAGGUAGGAGGUGUUUCCCCAUAUUAUGGAUGAGAGUAAGUUGCUCAAAUUCAUAAAGCUAGUAAAUGAUAGACUUUGGAUUCAAAUCAGGAUCUUUCUGACUCCAAGGCCCAUGUUCUUACUCAGUAUACUACACUGACUUCUAACCAAGCUCUAAAAGAAGGUAGGUGAUUUAGAAUCUCAGUCUCCAGACCUCAAGUCAACCCACUUUAUUAGCUCAUAUUUAAGUCUAAACACUGUGUACUAUAUCUUUGGGCAUAUUACUUUACUUAAUCCCUGCCCUCAAGUAGCUCAGUCUAGCAAGAGGCAGAUGAAUACAGAAUGUGAGAAAUGCUGCCGUAACAGAUGGAGCAGUUAAUUCGGCUUAGACUUCUCAGGAAGGGGCUUAGACAGAAAAGGAGCGUGUUAGUAAGAGAGGGCAUUCUGACUGAGCAAACAAUGUAAAGACAGUUAAAGGAGACAGACGUUGCACUGUGGGUUUAAGGAGCAGAAUAACCUGGUAAGACUGGGCAAGUGAAUGAGAGUGAAGAGAGGGUAUCUGGAAACAAGGCUGCGUCCAAGUUGUGAAAGUUAGCCAUCAAAACGGGAUUCUCUUAAGGGUAGGGAUUUUUAAAACUCCCAUUAAUAAAUGUCUUGGGACAUUUAAGUUAUUUAAUUUAUAAGUUCUGAUUUAUUAGAUAAGUAUUGAUAAAAUAGAGAAAUGUUCAGUAGAUCAAUAAGAUUAAGCAUUAAACAAAGUUUAUAAAAAACAAAACUCAAUUGGUAAUGUAAACUGGCACCCCCAUCCCUCCCCAGUUGAGAAACAGAGAAUAACAUGGGAAAAAGAGAACCCCUAGACCAGAUUUAAGGUCAGAGAGACUUUCCUCAUAUAAACACUAGGCUCUUGUGAUCUCUUGACGUAAUGGUUAAACUAGGUUUGUAAAAUGAGAACUAACAGUACAUGGUAAAUGACGGCCCCUUGGCUAAGACAAAACAUCAGAAAACAGCAGAGUUGUAGCUUUCUAAAUGUUCAUGCCAGUAACAGUCUGAAAAAAUCUACUUUUAUAGCUUCAGUUUCUCUUAAUAAGCAUGGUUUCCAGUACCACAAAAUGUUUAUAAGUCACAUGAAGGCAUUUCAGUACUCUUGCAACCCGAACAAGAACAUAAAACAUUUCUUAUCAGUUUACUUUCAAACAAAGGUCCAUUUACAGGUUAAAGUUCCCCUGUCGUCUUACUUUAAAGGAUUAACCUUUCUUCCAGCCAUAGUUAUUAAAAAAUCUUUAGUAUAUUCUCUCAUUCAGAGAAUAAAUUUGAUAAACAUAAGUUGUUGUAAAAUACUGUAACAGUAGCUUUUUGAUAGGUAAUUUGAUUAUUAGAGUUCUAAAUACAAAAAGAUGACCAGAAAUAAGAGACUGUUUCUAACAAAGCUUCAGGAAAAUCUUGAUUAUUAAAACCCUGUAUCUUACAAGUUUUGCAUACAGUUUUAGCUCUUCAGAGCCCUCUAUCAAUAAGGCACCUGCAAUAGUAAAAAAAAAAAAAAAAAUUUCUACUGCAGCCUUGGGAACACCUCUUAGUGUUGUGUUGUUGCUUCUCUGACAAAGUACACUUUUAAUCAAGAGUCAUACCUUUAUGUACAUCCUAAAUUCCAAGUAUAAACAUUGCAAUUGAACUAAUGGACUGGAGUAAAAUCAUAAAUCCUUAGAUUAACCAUAGCAGCCUCUCAUGAAUUAUUUGAAUUUCAUAAAAAUAUGAAGUGUCAACACAGGGUGGAAUGGCAAAUGAUUUUCUGAAAGCUCGCACAUUGAGACACAUGAAAUUUCAAGCUGUUGUGUGGAGCUAUUCUGGUACCAGGCAGCAUCCCCUCACUGUAUACAUAGCAACUAGCUACUGGGUUUCUCAAAGCCAAACAAAUGAUGGUUUCAAAGAUCAACACUGUCCUUUGCCCUAUCCAUGACUCAAAAUGGAAGAGUCUUCCUGUGUUUGAUUCCCUUUAGCUUAUUUGAGAUGAGCCCUGGAAAGGAAAAAGAUCAUUGAGUGAAAUAUAACCUCCUGGAAUAUCAUCUCCUCACUGCAGAUAUCCUUGACAACAACAGGAGCCUUUCAUUCAGCCAGAUUGCAACAGGUUCCAAGUCAGUGUCCUGUAUGGUUCACAUGCUCCUGGAGAACAUCAUGCAAACUUCUUCUUGGUGGCUGUGAACCUCUCCAUGUACUGAAAAUCAUGAAAGAAUACAUGUGUUAUUUUUCCCUGAGCAAAUAACUAACUUAUUGGUUAUUUGGGAUUUUAUGAUUUUUUUUCCUUUAGUUUUUUUGUUUUUGUUUUUUUUUUUCGGUACGCGGGCCUCUCACUGUUGUGGCCUCUCCCGUUGCGGAGCACAGGUUCUGGACGCGCAGGCUCAGCGGCCGUGGCUCACGGGCCCAGCUGCUCCGCGGCAUGUGGGAUCUUCCCGGACCGGGGCACAAACCUGUGUCCCCUGCAUCGGCAGGCGGACUCUCAACCACUGCGCCACGAGGGAAGCCCAUCCUUUAGGUUUUUAUGGUCCUUCAUUUCCUACAAAAUCUACCUAUUCUAGAUGCAAAUUUAAAGCACAUGGUUUUGUGGGGUGUUUUUUUUCUUUCCUUUAUAUCUUAAUAGGACACCUAUCAAAAGAAAAAGAUGCUUUACAAUAAGCUGUCGAGAGAAAAAUAUCAUCUUGGCACAAUACCAUUUGGCUGAUUCUCAGAACCCACCUCCAAAAUGGAGAACAAAUCCUUAUUGACAUAAACGGAUUAUACAUACGUCCCGUACCUAGAAACACUCGUGUGAGUUACUUCACCUUUCUCUUCUCUGGAGCAGUGACUAGAAAUUCAGAAGUACACUAAUACAUACCUUAUCAUAGCCUUCCAGUUCUCGAAGUUUCUUUAUUUCAAAAAGGUUGCCUUCUACAGCAAGCAGACAGAUCUGGGAAUCACUGAGGAUGCUCUGUGGAAGCAUACUGAGCUCAAGACAAUUCUCCUCCAAACGAAGAACUUUAAGGCGAGGACAGCAAGAUAUCUUCACUGAGAUCUGAGCUAUCUAUUGAACAAUUUAUAAAAGGGAUAAUAGGAAAAAGUAUAAGCACUGUAAUGAUUAUUUUUUACUAAAUUAAAAAAUCUUU